AUGUCCUCUCGUGCCGAUUCCGGCGCUGCGCGAGUACGCUCUCGCCGUUCCAUCGCUCAUGUACCCCGAUCUAAGAUGACGUCUGGUCUGGAUAAGGAGAAUGCGACAACAGAUAUCGGUGCUGCAACGCCACUCGGAGGCAACACUAAAACCGUGUCAAAGGAUAAGAAGUCGCGGAGUAAGAGUCUGGGUCCCGGUGGACUUGAUGCUCUGCAGAAUGCCAAUGGCAACCGGCGUAAGUCUACGGCUUCGUUUCCGCUCAAGUCCAUUCUGAAGCCUACUGUACCGGUAUCCCCUGUGCGAAACAUCCCGUCCUUCGAGGAGACACGCCGGCGCACCCCAGGUCGAAAUGCGCCAAGUCAAGAGUCCAACUGGGAAGAGAGCAGCCAAAACCAGGAAGGUCUGCUCAUCGAUUUCGCAACCCCGCCUCGACCCGCUCCGGAGGGUGACGACACCGCCAACCCGUUCGACACCUUCAAUGCGACAUCUGCGAUUCGAGAGGAAAUGGCAGCUACUAAGGAACGUGACGAGAAGGAACGCCGAGAGCGCGAAAAGCAAACCAUUCUAGAGAAGCGUGAAGCACGAAGGAAGUCUAUGGGUAAGCAACCCAACCAAUCGAAUAGCCAGAGGGUAUUCCCUGACACGCUCAACCCAGCGAACCGCCGCGUAUCAUUUGCCCCCGAGGCUACACUCCACACCUGGAAUGUGGUCGAGAUCCCCGACGACUCGACCUCUUCAUCGGCAGCAAACUCUACGCGACGUACGUCUGGGAAAGCUCAGGAACAGGCGCCUUCCUCGGUCAAGGAAAAUCCGUCAUCACCAGAGUCAGAUGCUGAAUCGGAAUUUGGGUUCUCACCUGUUGCACAUCAAGACCUAGAGCAAAUGAGAGGUCAAUCUGGGUCUUCUGCCGGUGAUGAGGGCCCCAACAUGUCUUCUAGUCCGUUUAGCGGAAGCUCGGUUGGAAGCGAAGACACGGGCGCGCAAGACGAAGAGGAGGCCGAAGAAGAUGGACACUCCUCGGAAUCUGAUGAGGGUUUUGAUGCCGAAAGCACGGCUAUGAGCAUGGAUGACAUGACAGCCCGAUCAGGUGCCAGUAUGCAAUCCGACGUUUCGAACAGUUCUAGUUCUAGUGCGAGACUCAAUGAAGCACUGCGUCAGGCUGCCAAAGAAGCUGGAACACAAGCGGUCGAUGAAGAAGAUGAAGAGGUGUCCAUGGAAAUCGCAGACCAAGAAAUUACAGGUGCUUUUCAGCCUUGGAUUAAGAAGGGUCAAAGACAAAGCUUUGACUGGUCGGAUAUCAGUGCUCGACAUGAUCAAGAGAAUGUCGAUCCUUCCAAGGCUACUUCAUCCGCAGAUGCGGCAGGGUCCGAUGGAAUGGACGAAGAUGAAGACCUUAGUAUGGAUGUGACAAACGCCAUCGGACGGAUCUUGGGCAAAUCACCUGGUCGCCGAAAGAGCGCCGUGAGUCGAAAGUCCAUGGGCCAAGAGAGCGAAUAUGAUGACCAAACCAUGGAGAUGACAAAUGUGGUUGGAGGAGGAAUUUCAGGAAUGAACCCUGUUCAGCCUGCCAAUGAUGACGAUGAUUAUGAGGAUGAAGAAAUGACCAUGGAAUUCACAUCAGCCAUUGGCAAAGUCCUGAGCAAGAUCCCGUCUGACACCCACGAUGAGCCGCCUGCCAUCCGCUCUCCUAAGUCGGACCGUAUGGACUACGAACAGGAUGAUGGCUCAGAUGAUGAGAUGGAUAUGGAAAUCACUGGCGCAGUUGGCGGAAUUUUGCCCCAGGGUCUUGAAACCCAGGAAAAAUCUCAAGCGAAGAUGCUGAUGGAGCUUGAGACCGACUCUGGCCAGCUGAACAGCUCACCUUUCCAGGAAAUUGUCCGACAGUCUCCUGCCAAGUCACCGGCAAAGUCGCCCCUCGCUUUCCAGGUGGCAGCAGUGGCUUCGGAGAACGGCAGUCCUAGUUUGGCAAGUGUCAAGUCUCGGACGCCUCGACGCAGCUCUCAUUUGGAGGUUCCAGAUUCCCAUACUCCGCGCCGAUCCCCACGUCGAUCACAGUCACCGGAAAAGAAGCAAGUGACGCCACCAAAGCAAACCACGCCUCGAACCAAGCCUACAACCCCGAGCAAGACACCUCCAUCAGCCAAUGUGUCUUUCCGGAGUGCAUCUCCGAAGAAGCUUUUCCGGCCUGACAUCGAACAGUCUGCGGGCAAGCAAAAGACUCCACGUCUCAGUAUUUUUGACCAGAACUCGGCCAGUGGAUCGUCCACCCCCCGUAUUGUCUUGCAACCUCGCGAGGGACGUCGUUCCUCCGGCCUCGGCAUCGAUAAGGAGGGACUCGGUUCCCCUCGUGUAGUUGCUCUUCUGGACAAGCGUCUAUCUCUUGGUGAAAAUACACCACAGUUCGUUCCUCAAAAGCAGCAACGAGGUGGCGUGCGCUUCGAAGAUCCCUUGAAGUUGCAAGCCGACGAGGAGAGAGAUCGCGAGGAAGAGGAACUCCGAGAAGAUGGACAUAUCCCGCCCUCCAGCUCUGCCGAUCCGGACUCAACUUCGAACUUGAGGGAUAUGAUUUCUAGCAUGAGUCCGAAGAAAAACAAACUCGGCGGCCGCAAAAGCCUUCAUGUUGGUGCCGCGCGUGGCAUUCUCGGAAAGCGACCAGCUGAGCUUGAUUUGGAUGAUGAGGAAGCCGAGAACUCUCCGAAGCGUCUUCGGGGCCAUGAUGUGAGUCCAGUCAAAGGGGUCAGACUUCCUGGCCCAUCAUCGGCCAGGAAAGACAGCGCUCGUCGAUCCAUUCUGUCACCUGUUCGCAGGGCCCGCAGCUCUUCGCCGCUGAAAGGCAGCACAACUCCCACUCAGGAACCACAGAGUGCUUCGAAGAAGGGUGUUACCCCUUUGAAGGAGGGUGUGGAUUCUCUACAUAUUGCCUCUGACCCCCAACAGCCCGAGCCCGAGGAAGAGAUUGAACCCAUUCAGCUUCAGGAUUUCCUAAAUAUGACCAACAUCCAUUUCAUGGAACUCACCACAACAAAGAGACGACACACAACUGCACCCGGAAGUACCAGCAAGAGACUAAGCCGACGGUCUACCGAGCUUAUUCCGAAGGCAGGAACGAUCACCUUUGACGAUUGCGUGGCUGCGGGAGUAUGCACGGUUCCUAUGCUGGAACUGUACCAGCAUUCCUGCCGUGAGCUGAAGUCGUAUAUCUCCGAAGGUCGCCAAGUAAUCCGAUCUAUCGAGGCCGAAACGUUCGCCGAAAAUCCUCCCCUGUUCCGGGAGUAUGUCACCGCCCCGCCUGACAUUCGAGUCAUUAUGGACAACCAAUUCCGCAACGUGAAGACUCAUGCGCGCCUUCUGAGCAAAGCCACCUGGUACGAGUGGCGCAUGAAGCUGCUGGAGGGUCUUAAAGAAGGGCUCAUUCGUCACGUUGAUGACAUGAAAGCCGACGAUGCACUGCUGUCCAAGCGUGAAGAGCUCCUCAACAACACCCUGCCCUCACUUUUGGAGAGACAAGCGUCUCUUGAACAGCAAGCAGACAAUCUGCAGCAGCUUGUUGAGGAAAUGGAGAGCUGUGACCAGAACGAGCUGCGCGGCACGCGCGAGAAGCUUUCGACCGUCGAGGAUGAGAUUGAGGCCAAGAAGAGAGAACUCGAGCAGCUCCAGGCAGAGGUCCAGGAAAAGACUGCGAUCAUCGAGGCCGGAACCGAGAUGCGCGAUGAGUACGUGGGUCAAAUCCAGGAAGCGGAGCGUGUCAAGGAGGAGUGCCGGGGAUUCAGCGCUCGCGAUAUCGGCGAACUGAAGAACUCCGUUCAGCGCAUUGAGAGUCAGACUGGCUGGUCGAUCACCUCUGCAUCGUCCCUGCCAGAGUCGUCCACCGAUCCGAUGUUGGUCAUGUCCUAUCGCGGACAACUGCAGAUCAGGUUCCACCCCAGCGCAUUUGCUACCAAGACAUCCAAUGGUGUCGACAAGGAGAACCAGCCUCUCGAGCUUAGCCUCAUUAAAGGAAAAUCCAUCUCUCCAAUCGCCUCACUCGUCCUCCAGUCAAUGCAACAGCAUCUCUCCACUAUCAAACAGUCCAAGAUUGCUCCCAGGAAACUGCUUCGAUUUGUCUCUGCCGCCUGGGAUCGCACUGCUGGCCUCGAAAACGAAGCACGCAUGCUCGAAUUUUGCGGCGUCACCCGUCUCACCCUUUCCGAGCCAGAGAACUCCUCUCUUUCCCUUCGGGCCCGCUGCAUUCUUAUCGGCAACGCAGGUCGGAAAGGUGCGAAAGUGAAGCAGAACGGGCCUAAGCGUAUCGACGUUGACUUCAAUAUCCGCACGCGCAUGAAAGCUGAGGACGACAACACGAAAGAGAUCGGCUCGCUAGAAUUCGAUAUUGACGUUCUUGCCACGAAAGUUUAUGGCUUUGGAGCGGGAAAUAAGUCUGGUCUGUCCGGCAAAGAAAUGGAAGGUAUCCUUGGGAAGGGACUUGUGCCAGAGGAUGGUGGUUCACAGCUGGGCAAUGGUGUAUGGUGCAAGGCUGUGCGAAUGCUUACCGGGUCUGUAUUUUAA
Molecule: messenger RNA, 4545 nt
Organism: Penicillium argentinense
Lineage: Eukaryota; Fungi; Ascomycota; Eurotiomycetes; Eurotiales; Aspergillaceae
Product: kinetochore-microtubule binding complex subunit SPC105
Exons: 3
Coding region: 1-4545 (1514 amino acids)
Biological process (GO): protein localization to kinetochore; mitotic sister chromatid biorientation; mitotic spindle assembly checkpoint signaling
Source: RefSeq, a predicted model, not a curated record